Molecule: messenger RNA, 3195 nt
Organism: Plasmodium coatneyi
Lineage: Eukaryota; Apicomplexa; Aconoidasida; Haemosporida; Plasmodiidae
Exons: 2
Coding region: 1-3195 (1064 amino acids)
Biological process (GO): mRNA catabolic process; regulatory ncRNA-mediated gene silencing
Cellular component (GO): RISC complex; nucleus; cytosol
Molecular function (GO): nuclease activity; RNA binding
Source: RefSeq, a predicted model, not a curated record
AUGGAAAAACUGAACGGGAUUGUAAAGCAGGUCGUGUCAGCAGAUACCUACAUUUUGGCGGGUGCCAAAAAGGGUGGCGUUGCGCAGGAAAGACAAGUGAGCCUGGCGUGCAUCCAAUGCCCCAGGUUGUUCAUGAAAAGCCAAAAUGUGGAAAAGAAUGAAGAGCCAUUCGCAUGGGAGAGUAGAGAAUUCAUUCGUAAAAUGAUCAUCGGGAAAAAUGUAAGCUUCGUCGUGGAAUAUGUCUACAAUAACAGAACAUAUUGCAGCGUAUUUUACGAGGAUCAGAACUUAUCGGUGAUGCUACUCCAGAGGGGUUAUGCCAAUCUGGUGUCCAACAAAAAUGUGAAAACGAAUGUGUAUGCCGACUUGGAGAGUUAUUACAUCGAAGCGAAAGAAAAAAAAUUAGGAAUUUUUGGCAACAAUAUUAAUAGCUGUGUUAGGAAUAUUGUAUACUCCUAUAAUGACAAGAAUCAGAACAAAAAAAUUUACGAUCUGUUUUUAAACAGAAACUUGAAGUGCGUUGUUGAACAUGUGAGGGAUGGAUCUAACUUUCGCGUCUAUGCUGAGUUGGAAGGGAGUGAGAAGAGGGAGGCCAGUACGAACGCAAUUGGGGGUAGUGCAUUGGAAAAUGGUACUGCUGGAGAAAACACAAGUGGAGCAAAGGGGAAGAAGAAAAAAAGCGCAGGUGGGAAAAAAAACCAAAAAAAAAAUGACGGAGGAGAGGGAGAAGACAGUGCUGUUGACGGAGAAGGGAAAGCAGCAAUAGGUUACAAAACCAUGUACUACUUUUCCUUUACCUUAUGCGGCAUCAUAGUUGAUAUGUUUAAGAAGGAAGUAGUGAACAAUGUAGAAAAUGUGAAGGAAGAACAGUAUGCCAUGGAGACAAAGAAAUUUGUUGAGGCGAGAUUACUAAACAGAGAAAUCGAAGUAGUAAUAAAACAUAUGGAUAAUAAUUGCAAUUUGUAUGCUAAUGUGUUUUACAAAAUGGGAAAUAUCUGCACUCUCCUGUUGAAAAAUGGCUAUGCGUACAUCAAUGAGUAUACCAUUAAGUAUGUAGAAAAUGCCAUCGAAUAUAAGAGGGCCUUGGAUGAAGCCAUACAACUGAGGAAGAAGAAGUGGAUUAACUACACAGAGAAAAAAGUGGAUUACGAGAAGGAGUACCUUGCAACGGUUAUUGAGGUCCUCUAUGGAGAUGUGAUUAUUAUAGAUUACCACAAUGAGGAGAGAAGACUCUAUAUGGCUUCCAUUAAGUGUGAAAAACACAGCACUGAUUUGGUUCUAAAUACGCUAUGCUUAUCAGCCAAGGAUUAUUUGAAAAGCCAAAUUACAGGCCAAGUUGUAAAAAUUGUAACAGAAUAUGUAAGAACCCCACAGAGCAAUAGCGAGGGGUACAUCCCACAGUGUUCGGAUGACCAGGGAAGGAUGCACUUUGUCAGCGUUUACAAAAUGGAGAAUAAGAAAAAAAAGGAGAGCGCAAAAAAUGGUGCAACUGUGCCUAGCAGUAAAUGGGGCGGCGAGGGGGAAGAGAAAAAAAAAAAGAAAAAAAAUGCAAAGAAGGGGGAAGCUACUAAAAGCGGUGAAGGAAACACUUUGGGAAUGAAGAAAAAGGGCGCAAAGAUGAACGGCCACGCGGAGGUCAACCUGGUAGAGGAAGACGACGACACGGAGGAAGAUCAGACAUGGAUCAACAUGAACGAACAACUCGUUGCCAAAGGAUUGGCCAAAGUGAUGAACCACAGACAGGAAGACGAAAAGGCCAGCAACUAUUUUAGACUCCAAGAAUUAGAAAAGGAAGCACAAGAAAAGAAGGUAGGAAAAUUUAACCCGCACAUUGAUGUUAUCAAAAUAAAUAAUAUAAGUGGAAGCGAAAAUUCUUUACGAGCCAGGUCAUUCGAAAACGUCCUUAACAAGUAUAACAAUUUAAACGCGUGUGUGGAUUAUAUUUACGGAGCGAACAAAUUCAAGCUGCAUAUCCCCUCGCAGAAUUUGCUAAUUAACUUUAUCCUACUAGGUAUCUCUGUGCAGAAAAUUAACCUAAAAGAAAUUGGCGCUAUCAGCACGUCAGUUAGCCAAAUAAAAGUGAAGAAAAUAAACGGAGGUGAAUAUGACGGGGAAGAUGCGCACAAUAUACUGAACGGAGAUGGAAAAUCCAGCAAGAAGGAAAAACUGGAGCUGAAGGAAAUAGCUAUUCAAGCCUACAAAUAUACCAGAAAGAUGCUAAUGCAGAGAAAUGUGCAAAUAACCAUCCUAUCAUGCGACAAGGGAGGUAAUUUCAUAGGUAUUUUACGCCACCAGAAUAAGGACUUUGGGCUACAUUUGCUAAGUUUAGGGUAUGGAAUGCUUAACGAAAUCGGAUUAAGCAACACCAAUGAGAGGAACAAUUACGUGAAGGCAGUUGAAGAAGCAAAGAAGGAAAAGAGAAACAUUUGGGCAAUUGAAAAAAUAGAUGAAAAUGAAGACGACACGGAUAAUGCUAACCUCAGUGGGAAGAAAAACUUAUCCCAAUUUGACAACAUAUAUUAUUGCUCCUAUGUGGAAGAUAUUAACAAUAUUUACAUUCAGCUGAAAAGCAAACAGGACCAGUUAAAAAAAUUACAAGAGGAGCUAAACAAAACAUCCAACUUGGAAUCCUCCUCUCAGUAUGUUCUCCCCGAAGUUAAGAAGAACACCCUAGUCAUUGCCAAGUAUAUAGAUAAGUGUUACUAUCGGGCUGUCAUCCUGCAGGUAAAUAAAGCCAAGAAAAAAGCCCUCGUUAAAUACAUCGAUUUUGGAAAUGAAGAUGAGUUAAACUUUGAAGACAUCAAAAAAUUGAGUGACGGAUUGAGUUUAAAAAAUUAUCCCCCCUUCAGCAUAAGGGUGUCCUUAGCUGGGGUGAAAAUUCCCGUCGAAAAUAAAGCCGAUUUGAUUAUUUACGUGAAGAAAUUUUUGCUCGAUAAAUUCUUAUACGUCAAAUUUGAAAAGAAGGAAAAGAACGGUUCCUACUACCAUGUCGUUUUUUACGACUAUGAGCAGUUCACCACGAAUAAGAAUGUCAAAAGUGUAAAUGAGGAUAUCGUCUCUAGCGGUAUCUGCUACGUGGACAACCGAAGUGACACCAAAAUAUUUGAGAAGCUCAAAAAGGAGGAGGUCGUGGCGAAGAAGGCCAAGCUGGUCAUUUGGGCCUACGGUGACAUCGACUACGAUGAUGAGAAUUAA